This is a messenger RNA of Hyalella azteca, 2375 nucleotides long. Its product is annotated as SWI/SNF chromatin-remodeling complex subunit SNF5. The transcript has a single exon. Lineage: Eukaryota; Metazoa; Arthropoda; Malacostraca; Amphipoda; Hyalellidae. Gene Ontology annotation, molecular function: serine-type endopeptidase inhibitor activity. The record is from RefSeq and is a predicted model, not a curated record. The coding region runs from base 907 to 1812 and encodes 301 amino acids.
UAUACGCUUGACACACUGAAGUGAAUUGUGUUUGUUGAAUAUAACAUAACACUUUCGUAUUAACUAGUAGCCGCUCGUGCCACACAAAUGACUACGAAUAAGAUAAGCUUGAUGACGCGAUAUGAAUUUAAAUCUGUAUGUAAAUUUGUAACGUUCAUAUUCAAAGCCUGUUUAGAUGACUCACGCUGAGGCCAGAAAAAACAGUUAUAUACUCGUACGUUUUAACUAGCCAUAUAUCUCUUCUCGAUGUUUACUGCUGCCUUGAAUUGCUUGAGAAAAUCUUCAAAACAUUUUUCAAUUUCAUUUUUAACUAUCGUCCUUACAAACGGAUAAAAAUGGGCAAAAACAGUCGUUUUAGACUCACCAAUACCAUGUAUCAAAAGCUCGUGAUCAGAACCUGCUACGAAAAAUCUCGGCUGAAUUGCUAUUUAUGAUUGCCGGCUGGUUAUUUUCUGAGAUUCCAUCAGAUAGAUUCCCGAGACGCCCUUCGAAACCAAACAGGUUCUCAAGUGGACUUGGGGAAAAACGCUCGGGAUGCGCUUGGUCCCGUAAAAUCUGUUUACCGGAUGCAGGAUAGCACGCAGACACCUGACCAGUUGCAAGCAAGACGGCUGUUCAAAAGCAUCUUCGAACGUCGCUCCUCAUAUAAUUUUUAAGUGCUGUGCUUAGGCCAACGAAUUUACGCUGUAGUGAGAUAUGAAAAAUUAAAUCUCGGUAUAUGAAACUCUAAAUUAAAUGAAUUAAAUAUUACUUAUAUCUGUCAAAAGGCUAGUAAAGUAGCCCACAUUAUUCUAGAGUUUACGACGCAUGUAAAACUCGUUCUUAUUUGAAUCAAACUCGUGCGCCUGUGAAUUUUUGGUCAUCACACAGUGUCCCGAGCAGCUGGCGCAUGCAGCGUCGCUCAUUAUGUUUCUCGAGGCUUUUGUAUUCAUAACGUCCACUCACUUCAUCCUCUCCCAGCCUUCUGUAAGCAGUGUCUGCUUCAAGGAACCAAACACUGGUUCAUGUCGAGCUUUGAUUCCAUCAUUUUACUUCAAUGCCAAGACGGGGUUCUGCGACUGUUACGUAUACGGCGGCUGCCAGUCCGGCGGGAAUAACUUCAAUUCUAUGGCCAAGUGCAUGGAGACUUGCGGCUCGAACAAAGCCCCACAAGUAAUAUCCAUCGAAUGUCAGAAAAUUUUUGCCAAUACUAAUAUUGGGAUUCCUGCGGAGGCCUCAAACCAAAUCGGAGGACAGUCGGCCCAGGGUAUUGUACAUCCAAGCGGUGGUCAGAAGCCUACUUCGCCCGUGCAACCAUUUGGCCAGCCUCAGAUACCAUCUCUUCCUCCACAACUACCUGGCGCUAUUCAAACACCUCAGCCACUGGAACCGAGUCAAGGAUCUUCUCCGGCGUCGCAGCUCCCAGAUGGCCCAUUGUCGAUCAGUAACAAGCCGCCUGUCUUAAACCAAACUACGGUGCAGCAAGUGCAGACCAUCACUACUGGUAUCAGACCUCAGCCAUCCAACCAACAGCAAAGUGGCCAGGUUACAGUACAACAAGAAGUUCCUCGCACCCAGGAAAAGGAGAGACCUGGGCUCCCAGGAUCAGCGGCCUCCCUCGCACCGCAAGACAAAGAGCAAGCGAAACCCUUUAUUUCUGCAAGUGCGCAGGAGUUUCAACGCCGACAAAUUUUGAAGCAACAAGAAAUCGAAUUGCAACACCAAGCUUCUAUUCAGCAACACUUGCAACUUCAGCAACAACAACAGCGGCAGCAACAAGAGCAACUCCUUCAGCUUCAAGAGAAACAACGCCAACAACAGUUGGCCGGUUGAUAAACGUCAUGAUCCUGAAAAUUAUGCUGAAUGAUCUAAUUUUGCAAUGCAUACAAUAAUUGAUAAUUUUUAACAUCAAUAUAAAUCCACAAAGAUUUUCUUGAACGAACUUGUAAAACGUCUCAUUGAGACAUCUAUAAAAGACGAAAAUAUACGUAUUUUUUCUUAAAAAUUGUAUUCAUGUUAACAUACAAUAGGAACGUUUCUUAAUUCUCUUCUACAUACAGAAUAAAUGCGAAGAUAAAUUUAAUAAAAAAUUAAGUGAUGAAUUGCAAAUUAUAUUAUUUACCGUAGAAAUGUUAUUGUGGCAAUCAGUUCAGCAUGAAUAUUCUUGAGAUAAAUGCAAUUAGUUUUGUCUAUAAUUAAGUAAAGCUUGCAGCAUUAGACGCCAAAAUAAUCAUAUAACCAAUAAUUAAAGUAAAUUUAACAAUAUAAAGUUGCCGUUAAGAAUGGCAUCAGGAGAGCGCUAUUUAAUUUGUACUAAUUAUUCACUUCGCAACCGUUUAGAGUAUACGUUGAUAUUCCAUUAUCUGCUUCUUUAAUACGAGUUAAUGUUUUUUUCA